AUGAAAAAAGGUUUUACUUCUCACAGUCCCAGUUCAUAACAUUAUUAUAUUGGUCCUAGAGAAAUAAAAUUGCCUAAAUUUGAAUUUGAAUAUCCUCAUUCCUGCUAUGGAUUAGUGGUUUAAAGCACAAAAAAUUCUAAUAAAACUGAACUAAUUACAGAUUCAUCUGGUGAAUCUCUGCUUCCACCUUUAAUUUAUUUUAAAAUUAAGGAGAGAAAGGAAAAAAAGGAACAAUAAGAAAAAUGUCUUUUAGUCGGAAAUUCGUUACAUCAAAUGCCAAAGAAAAUUAUAAAACCUAAAAUUUCAUAUCAACCAAACAUAUUUCCUUUGAAAGCUUUAAAAAAGAAAAUAAUAAAAUAUAAGUUUAAUGGCAUUUAUUUUGAAGAUGAAAGAUACUCUUAAGAUGUUGAAUUUUAACUUAAUUAUGCUAAUUUAAGAACCUAUUAUAAUUCAAUUAACUUAUCAAAUAACUUAUAUAUUUAACCUACCAUCAAUUCAUAUAAGGCUUAUAUUGGUAAAGGUAAUAAUGGAUAACUAGUAUAAUGGAUUUUAAAAAGAAGAUGGUGGUGGUCGAUAGUUGAUAAAGAUAAAGAAUAAGUAAACUUCCUUUGGUAAUAAUUGAGAAAUGACUCUUAUAUAGAGUUGAUUCCUGAUUCAAAUUAAGAGAUCUGUUAAUAAGAUAUUUAUAUUUAAGAAUAAUUAAAUAUUGAUAAUAUUUAAUAUCAACAUUUAUUGCCUUAAUAAUUAAACGUUGAAUUAUAAAAACUCAUAAAAAAAGUAGGAAAGAAUUCCAAAAUUAUCUCAUAUGAUCAAGCAAAGAAAUUCUAUUAGAAUCUAAGAAUAUUUGAAGUAAAUAAUAACACUAAACUUCAUAAUCAUAUUUAAAAUAAUACACAUUUAGGUAGCAAAAAGAAUCUCUUCUAUAAUAUGAAAAAGUAUUAUGAAUAAAAAGGAUUGAAUGUUUUUGAUUUCUUGCCUUAAACAUAUCAUAUAAGAAAUAAAGAAGAUUUAAAUAAUUUUAUUCAAUAAAAUCCUAAUUAAUCUAUUUGGAUUGUUAAACCAGCUGAACUUAGUAAUAGAGGUCAUGGAAUUCAUAUAUUUUAGACAAUUAAUGAAGUCUAAUAAUUUUUAAGAAACAUCCAUCAUCAUAAGAAUGGAGUUUAGAAGACUUUUAUUGUUUAAAAAUAUAUUGAAAAUCCAUUACUAUAUAAUCAAAGAAAAUUUGAUAUUAGAUGUUAUAUCUUAUUUACUUCUAUUAAUGGAUAACAUAAAGGUUAUUGGUAUUAAAAUGGAUAUAUAAGAACUUCUAGCUAUGAAUUUAGUUUGAUUAAUUUAUAAAAUAGAUUAAUUCAUCUAACUAAUGAUGCUAUUUAAAAGAAUUCAGAGGAUUAUGGUAAAUUUGAAAAAGGAAAUAAAGUUUCAUUUGAUGAAUUUAAUAAUUUCUUACCAAUUGAUUUUUAUUAAACAAUUUAUAAAUAAAUGAAGAAUAUAGCAUUAGAUUAAUUUAAAGCAACAUAUGGUAAAUUAGACCCUAAAAGAAAAGAAAAUACUUUUGAAUUAUUUGGUAUAGAUUUUAUGAUUGAUGAUAAAUUUAAAGUUUGGUUGAUUGAAACAAAUACAAAUCCUUGUUUAGAAUGUUCAGGUCCUCUUUUAUCUAAAUUAAUUCCUUAAUUAAUUGAAGAUCUCUUUAAACUUGUAUUAGAUCCACUUUAUCCUCCUCCUUAAUUUUAUACUUCUAAAAAAUUUAUAUAUGAUUCAUUUGAAAAUAAAUUUGAAUUAAUUUUUGAUUCAUCUAUUUUAGAUGUACCAUAAAUAUUUACAUAAAAUUUAAUAGAUGAGCAAUGA
Paramecium pentaurelia is the source of this 1845-nucleotide messenger RNA. The record is from the annotation of a GenBank genome assembly. Lineage: Eukaryota; Ciliophora; Oligohymenophorea; Peniculida; Parameciidae.